AUGACUGAUUCAUCAUCAUCAUCUUGGUAUCAAGUCUAUGUAAAGCUCAGAUUUUUUUCCAGAAUCCGACGGUUGCUUGUCCACAAGAACUCCUCCAGCAAGCAAUAUGGGCCGUCCGCCAGUCAGUCCGGUGAUCAUAGGCGGACGCAAGAGAUCAUCGUUGAUCAAGGAGAGACGAGAUUUGUUGCAGGGAUCAGUGAAAGUAAUAAUUGUGGUGGUGGUGGUGGUGAUGAUGAUGAUGAUGAUGAUGAUGAUGAUGAUGGGAUUUUGCAGAGGUCUGUGAAGAGUCUUCACUUUGGGAGCCGGGAAGAGAAGGCGGCUGCAGCCAGAGAGAUUAAGAGGCUCGCCGGAGAUGACUUGAGGCGGCGGAAGUUGAUGGCGGCCCUUGGUGUUAUUCCGCCGUUGGUGGUCAUGGUUGGUUCGGAAUAUGCAGCAGAUCAUCGGAGGUUGGCUGUACAAGCUUUACUUGAGCUAGCUAACGGCACCUGCACGAACAAGGCUCUCAUCGUGGAGGCGGGAAUCUUUCUAAAGUUAUCUCAGAACGUUAAUAUCGAAGAAUCUAUCAAACCUGAAUUUGCACAAUUAAUCAUGUCGUUAUCUUCACUAGUGAAUGCUCAAUUUCCUAUUGAUUCAUCAAAGAUUCUUCCACUGGUUCUGUACAUGCUUGAAUCAAAUUCAAGCGUUGAGACCAAACUAUUGUGUCUGGGUACACUGUAUAAUCUAUCGAACAUGAUAGGCAAUGUUGGAUCGUUGGUUACGAAUGAGGUGAUACACAUUCUAUUGAAGUUGUCAUCAAUGAAAGAAGCCUCAGAGAAAGCUCUUGCAACAUUAGGGAAUCUUGUGGUAACUUCGAUGGGGAAACAAGCAUUGGAAAACAGCCCACUAGUGCCUGAAUGUUUAAUAGAGAUUUUGACAUGGGAUGAUAAAUCUAAAUCACAAGAGUUGUCUGCUUACAUCUUGAUGAUAUUAGCUCAUCAAAGCUCUUUGCAAAGAACGAAAAUGGCAGAAGGGGGAAUCGUGCCCAUUCUUCUUCAAGUAGCCUUGUUAGGAAGCGCACUGGCACAAAAAAGGGCUUUAAAGUUGUUGCAAUGGUUCAAAGACGAGAGACAAAUGAAGAUGGGACCUCAUUCGGGGCCGCAAACAAGAAGGUCAUCCUUCAGCUCGCCAAUGAAUCAUGUGGAUGCUGGUGAAGGCAAGAAGUUAAUGAAGAAGAUGGUCCAACAAAGUUUGUACAAGAAUAUGGAAACCAUUACCCGUCGUGCAAAUGGGGAUUCAGAUAAAUCAAAUGCUAAACUCAAACUUUUGGCGAUUAGUUCAAGUUCAAAGAGCUUGCCAUAUUAGAUACAUAAAGAAAAAUACAAUUUUACAUCCAUUGAAGUGCACUUUUGUGCAUCUUUUCAUUUCUUUGUACAUUAUAGGAAAAACAUUUGUUUUGUCGAUCAAUUUAAUAAUAAGCAAAAUAUUUUAUGUGA
Messenger RNA from Cynara cardunculus var. scolymus (artichoke), 1472 nucleotides. Its product is annotated as U-box domain-containing protein 7. The transcript is spliced from 2 exons. The coding region runs from base 1 to 1341 and encodes 446 amino acids. NCBI's taxonomy places the organism in Eukaryota, Viridiplantae, Streptophyta, Magnoliopsida, Asterales, Asteraceae. The record is from RefSeq and is a predicted model, not a curated record.